Brassica rapa (field mustard) is the source of this 1909-nucleotide messenger RNA. Its product is annotated as probable E3 ubiquitin-protein ligase ARI3. The record is from RefSeq and is a predicted model, not a curated record. Gene Ontology annotation, biological process: protein ubiquitination. NCBI's taxonomy places the organism in Eukaryota, Viridiplantae, Streptophyta, Magnoliopsida, Brassicales, Brassicaceae. Gene Ontology annotation, molecular function: ubiquitin-protein transferase activity; zinc ion binding.
UACUAAGGAAAUAUGUUACACUUAUCUAUAAAAAACCAAAUACCAAAUCCCGAAGGAUUUGCGUGAUUUAAGUCUAAUAAAUAUUCUCUUAGAUCUUAUAGGUCUCUGCUUCUUCUUCUACGGUGUCUCUUGGUUGAUCUUUUCGUAGCCAUGGAUGAUGACUAUUACUUGAGCUGCGAGGAGGACGAGGAAGAAGAGGAGGAUGAUUAUGAUAAGGUUGAUUAUGAUCAAUAUGAGCAGGCUCAACGUGAGGAGACCACAAAAUCAACUAGCCGAAUCAUCACGAAUGAAUCACUUGUAGCCGCACAGAAGGAAGUUUUGGCUAGGGUUAUGGAACUGCUCACUCUCAAGAAGAGCCAAGCGAGGACUCUUCUCAUUCAUUACCAAUGGAACGUUGAUAAACUAUUAGAUGUUUAUAGUGAAAGAGGCAAAGAUAGUCUGUUCAAAACUGCUGGUCUAACUGUCUUUUCUCAUACGUCCUUGUCUGAAUCCAGAUACUCUCUGAGGAAGAAGAUGACUUGUGAGAUCUGCAUGGACGAUGAUUUACAAAGCUACACGAUGACGAGAAUGGACUGUGGUCAUUGCUUUUGUAACAACUGUUGGAAGGAGCAUUUUACCGUGAAGAUCAACGAAGGUAUGAGCAAAAGAAUCACAUGCAUGGCUCAUAAAUGCAACGCGAUUUGCGAUGAAGAUGUUGUUAAGAAGCUAGUUUAUCCCGAAAUAGCCGAGAAGUUUGAUCGUUUCCUCGUUGAGUCUUACGUUGAUGAUAACAAGAGGGUCAAGUGGUGUCCAAGCACGCCUCAUUGUGGUAACGCGAUAAGGAGAGAAGACGAUGGUGGCGAGGUUGAAUGCUCGUGUGGUCAUCAGUUUUGUUUCAGCUGUCUAAGUGAGUCUCACUCUCCUUGCUCUUGCUUGAUGUGGAAGCUGUGGAAAAAGAAGUGUGAAGAUGAGUCCGAGACGCUUAACUGGAUAACGGUCCACACUAGGAUGUGUCCUAAAUGCAGCAAAUCUGUUCAAAGGAGUGAUGGAUGCAACCUCAUGACUUGUAUCUGUGGACAGCAUUUUUGUUGGUUGUGUGGUGGGGCUACUGGUUUAAGCCACACAUGGACUACUAUCGAUGGUCAUAGUUGUGGUAAGUUCAAAGAAGAAAAGGUGAAGCAAAUAGAGAUAGCCAAAAGGGAUUUAAAACGGUAUACACAUUACUAUCACCAAUACAGAUCACAUACUGAUUCAUCAAAGCAAGAGUUUAAACUGAGAGAGAGUGUCCGUGAGAAGGUGGCGUCAUUGUCGGAAAAGACACUCAAGUCGGAGCAGAAAUGGGCAUCAAAUGGAGCCGAUCUGUUGUUCAGAUCAAGAAAAGUUCUUUCAUAUACAUAUGUUUUUGCCUUCUACAUGUUUGGUGAAGAACUAUUCAAAGAUGAGAUGAGUGAUGAGGAAAGAGAGAUGAAGAAGAUUCUGUUUGAGAAUCUGCAGCAGCAACUUAUAGGUUAUAUUGAGAGUCUUUCCAAAACUCUGAACCAGCCUUUUGAUGAUUAUAGUUCUGAUGAGUUGGAGAAGAUGAGUGAUGAGACCAUGAGGUUUGGUAUUGUGGUUGAUAACCUCUGCAAGGAGAUGUAUGAGUGCAUUGAGAAUGAGUUGUUGGGUCCAACAGUAGCUGGACACAACCAUAGCAUUGCACCUUAUAGAUCGGAGGGGAUAGAGAAAGCAAUUGAGUUUUGGUGCUGACAUGGUCUGAGGUUCAAGCCGAUGGACUUCUAUGUCUGAGCAAGAUUCAUGAUCAUGGAACUUGUAGAAGGCAGGUGCUCUUUGUAGCUUUUGCUUUGUAAACUGUUGAUGCAGUGCACAACUGAACUUUUAUUUUGGUGUUUCUGUUUCAUUUUUUGUUAAAGUUGAGUUAUUUCUUUUUCUU